Messenger RNA from Toxotes jaculatrix (banded archerfish), 5667 nucleotides. Its product is annotated as disintegrin and metalloproteinase domain-containing protein 10-like. The transcript has 16 exons. Gene Ontology annotation, cellular component: synaptic membrane; plasma membrane. Gene Ontology annotation, molecular function: metalloendopeptidase activity involved in amyloid precursor protein catabolic process. The record is from RefSeq and is a predicted model, not a curated record. NCBI's taxonomy places the organism in Eukaryota, Metazoa, Chordata, Actinopteri, Toxotidae. Gene Ontology annotation, biological process: membrane protein ectodomain proteolysis; Notch signaling pathway. Bases 86 to 2461 code for a protein of 791 amino acids.
UGAGUGGAAGCUGCAAUAAACACACAGGGCGUCUGCGCCUAUCUAAGUAGGACAAUAAAGUGAAAACGGCAUCAAUGCUCUAACAAUGGAUUUAUCAGAUAUGCUUCUUCUUAAAGUUUUCCUCUUCGCGUACUUACUAAACUAUACCCACGGACACUACAGAAAUCCUCUGAACAAGUACAUCCGUCACUAUGAAGGCCUGUCUUAUGACACAGAGCUUGUGCACAGCAAGCAUCAGAGAGCCAAGAGGGCGCUCUCUCAUGAAGACAAGUUCCUUCAUUUAGACUUUCAUGCCCAUGGAAGGCAUUUUAAUUUACGAAUGAAGAGGGACACCACCUUGUUUGCCCAAGAUUUAAAGGUAGAUGUUUCAGGAGAAGAGAUUCCAUAUGAUACCUCUCAUAUCUACACCGGAGAAAUCUACGGUGAGAAAGGUACCCUGACUCAUGGCUCCAUUGUGGAUGGUAAGUUUGAGGGCUUCAUUCAGAGCUACCAUGGCACCUACUACGUGGAGCCUGCUGAGAGAUACUUGGAGGGCAAAGAUGUGCCCUUCCACUCUGUCAUCUACCACGAAGACGACAUCCACUACCCGCACAAGUACGGCCCAGAGGGAGGCUGUGCUGAUAGCUCAGUCUUUGAAAGGAUGAACAAGUACCAAGCCUCUGCCGUUGAGGAGCCACCCAAGGAGCUCCACACUGAGGCGGGCUCUAGUGACCCUGUGCUGUUGAGGAAGAAGAGGAUGGCCCAGGCAGAGAAAAACACCUGCCAGCUUUUCAUCCAAACUGAUCACCUCUUCUACAAGUAUUACAAGAGCAGAGAGGCUGUCAUCGCUCAGAUAUCCAGCCAUGUCAAGGCCAUUGAUGCCAUCUAUCAAGGCACAGACUUCAUGGGCAUUCGCAACAUCAGCUUCAUGGUGAAAAGGAUCAGGAUAAACACCACCAGCGAUGAGCGGGACAGGUCCAACCCAUUCCGCUUUGCCAACAUUGGCGUGGAGAAGUUCCUGGAGCUCAACUCAGAGCAGAACCAUGACGACUACUGCUUGGCUUAUGUUUUCACCGACAGAGACUUUGAUGACGGAGUGUUGGGUUUGGCCUGGGUGGGAGCUCCCUCAGGGAGCUCUGGAGGCAUUUGUGAAAAAAGCAAGCUGUACUCAGACGGAAAAAAGAAGUCUCUCAACACCGGUAUAAUCACAGUACAGAACUAUGCCUCCCACGUACCUCCAAAAGUCUCCCAUAUCACUUUUGCACAUGAAGUAGGACACAACUUUGGCUCCCCGCACGACUCUGGAUCUGAGUGCACCCCAGGAGAAUCUAAGAGCCAAGACAAGAAAGAGAAGGGCAAUUAUAUCAUGUAUGCAAGAGCUACAUCAGGAGACAAGCUCAACAACAAUAAGUUCUCCAUCUGUAGCAUUCGCAACAUCAGCCAGGUGCUGGAAAAGAAGAGAAGCAACUGCUUUGUCGAGUCUGGCCAGCCCAUCUGUGGGAAUGGUCUGGUGGAGCCUGGAGAGGAGUGCGACUGUGGCUACAGCGAUCAGUGCAGGGACCAGUGUUGCUAUGAUGCCAACCAGGCUGACAACAAGAAGUGCAAAUUAAAGCCUAACAAAGUCUGCAGUCCCAGCCAGGGUCCUUGUUGUACUGCCGAGUGCACUUACAAGGGUCGUAAUGACAAGUGCCGAGAGGAGUCAGAGUGUGCUCACCAGGGCAUGUGUAACGGAGUCAGUGCCCAGUGCCCCACGUCUGAGCCCAAGGCCAACUUUACCGCCUGCCACGGAGAGACUCAAGUCUGCCUCAACGGGGGCUGCUCCGGCUCCAUCUGUGAGAAGUAUGGGCUUGAGGCAUGCACCUGUGCCAGCCAAGAUGGCAAGGAUGAGACUGAGCUUUGCCACGUAUGCUGCAUGGAGAAGAUGAAUCCCAACACGUGCAGCAGCACCGGAUCAGAGCGCCUGGCUCGGUUCUUCAAUAAGAAAGUCACCACGCUGCCAGCCGGCUCGCCUUGCAAUGACUUCAAGGGCUACUGUGACGUAUUCAUGAAAUGCCGUCUGGUGGAUGCAGACGGGCCUCUUGCUAGGCUAAAGAAGGCCAUCUUCAACCCAGAGCUCUAUGAGAACAUUGCAGAGUGGAUUGUGGCCCAUUGGUGGGCAGUGUUGUUGAUGGGAAUUGCCCUCAUCAUGCUCAUGGCUGGCUUCAUUAAGAUCUGUAGUGUGCAUACACCGAGCAGUAACCCCAAACUUCCCCCUCCCAAACCACUUCCAGGCACUUUGAAGAGGCGGCGAGCGCAGCAGCAUGCUGGCUCUCAGGUGCAGCACCAGUCUCAGCACCCGCACUCCCACCAGCACGGCCACGGUGGCCACGGCGGGCACGGGGGCCAGCGGCAACCCCAGAGGCAGCCUCAGCGGCAGGCGCAGCCCCAGAGGCACCACCGUCAGCCCAGAGAGAACUAUCAGAUGGGCCAGAUGAGACGCUGAGACCCUGCACCCUGUCCCCUCCUGCCCCCCAAUGCCUUGGCUCCUCCUUGUGCCUACAGUGGGAAACAAAAGCGUCACUCCAUCCAAAGAAAAGCCUGACAUGGUUGUUAGUCACCAUCAUAUCCUCCAUCUACAGACAAAACAGACACGUGGAAAAGAGAAAACACUAUCUAGCAACUCAAUUGGCUCUUUGUGGAGUGGACUCGACCAUCAGCCAUUUCCAAUGCAGUGCGAUCUAGCAUCUUUUUCCACCUUUUUUUUUUUUCUUUUUUUUUUUAAGGAGUGCCAAGGAGUUAAGGAAUCAUGUGUAGCUUUAGUACAUUCUGUGAUGUGUGUUUUUUUUUCUUCUUUUUUUUCUUUUUUUUUUUUUUUGUUCUAUUGCAACAUCUUCUUGAGUGACACACCCGUGGCUGCUGGUGAAUUGUUCUGUGCUUUUCUUUCGCCAUUCAAGCCAGAAAUGAGAGACACUCAGAGGGGAUUUGCGGCACUUUUGUGAUUUACACAUGUCAAAUGGCAAAAGACACAGGCUCCGGUCUCUCGUGCAGACAGUCUUCUGCAUGUGACUGUACAUAUUUAGUGUAUCAUAAGUGAAAACAAACUAUUUCUUCUACUGUAAAUGUGUAAUUCUUCACUUUUUUUCUUUUAUUUUUUUGGUUAGUGCUCUCAGGACUCUUAACACAUAAAAGAAGGAAUGAUGGUUGUGAGGAGUUCCUUGGACGUUGCUGUCGAGGAUUUGAGGCCGUCGAGUUCUCUUCGCGGUCGUCCAAUCAGGUGGAUCUCUUUCACUUUUAGAUUGCCAGGUUUCAAAUUUGAACAACAAGGUCACCAUAUCCCACAUUUUAGGCCUUCUUUGUUCAAGGUCCCCUUUUCCCUCUCUUAUUUUUUAUUGUCUUGCUAACAUCAUGUUUUGCUCAUGUUGCAUAACCAGCUAGAUGAGGUAUGGAGUCAUGAGAACUGAAAGGGAAGCUCACCUAGUUUGGUUUACCUUUUUUUUUUUUUUUUUUUUUUAAAUUGUCUUCACCGAAUUGUUUUUUGAUAAUGAAGAAUGAAUAACCACUAAAUGAAGCUUAUGAUGAUUCUACCUGUUCAGAUCUGGGAAAAAAAACAAGGGAAAGUGAAGGCUGCUGUGGCUUAGUUUAGAAAUGAGAGUGUAUCAUGUUACAGAGUUAGUUUACAUGCGUGUGGAAAUAAAUUUAAAAAUGACUCCAGUGUGGAUGUACAAAAAAAAAAAUGUAAGAUUAAAUCAUUCUAUUAUUCUUCAAGAUAGCGAAUCUAAGAAUUUUUCAAUGUGGGCAUGCAGACACAUUUAUUAAAUGUGACUAUUAAUUGACCAAGGUCUGUAAUAUUUGUAUGUCACUCAGCACCAUUUCCUUUGACAGCUGUUAAUGUUAGUCUUAAACCAAGUGGAAGGAGCGGUGUGACGCGGCAGUAUUGUAACACUAUUCACUAAUGCAUUCCUCAGUGUGUUCACUAGUUUCACAGGAGACACGCAGCUGUCUUUUUUUUUUUGUUUGUCUGUUUUUUCUUUUUUAAACUCACCUGCAGUUUUCUCCUGGUCAGAUCUCAUCAUGGACCGAAUCCCCUUAAGAGCUCAUGAGUGCAGGCCUCAGUGUGAGUUUACAUCAGCGUGCCAUAAAACUUAAUACAGCUGAUCUUUGUGCACAGGUUUUAUUAGACACAGGAAGCUUCUGUAAAGGUUUUUGUGGAACCACUUUAAAUGGAAGAAAUGAAGGAGAUGUGAUUGUUUUUGUGAGAUCGUUUCACCUCAGGUGUUUGGGUUUUUUUUUCUUUUCCCCCUGCUCUCUGCAGCAAAGCAAGAGGUGAACAAUUUGGAAAAAAUGAUGACACUAAAUGAGAGGAUUGGAUGAAUCUGGUCAUGAUAUAUUAUGCAAAAUCCCUAGAUUUAUUUAUCAUGCAAACAUUUUAACCCACCAAAAGAAUUUGGCAAGCGGGAGAAAGGUUUUGCAUAAACAAUAAAGCACAGGAUUUUGCAUUGUGUAGUUGGCAAAGGAUUGUUUUUUUUUUUUCUGCUCUGGCUUUAGUUUAUCCUGGCAUUAUUAUUUUUGAAUGCAUGCAAUACUAACCUCUACUAAUAUCUUAAAAUACUGUCCUGAUGGUCGUAAUAAUCACACGUGUGCUCUCGAGGGGACAUAAAAUAAGCUGUCUAACAGUUAACGAUCUCUUUCACAUGGCAGAUGAAUUGGGCAGGUUCGGCAGUUGCUACAACUUCUCAUGUCUGUACAAAAUGGAGCUCUUUUUAAAUUCUGACGUCUAGGCUGAAUCCCGCCCGUUAGGCCUAGAGAAUUUACAUGUAAACUUGUACAGUACUUCGGAAAUUUGCAUUUCAUUUGAAAAUGAAAAUUACAUUUUGAUACAUCUGUUUCAUUUUUUGUAUUCUAAAUCCAGAGUAAGUCGUUCAAAGAUGUUCAUAUGUGACAAACUUUCCUCUCCUCUAAGUUAUUUAUGUUCUUAUAUGUGCUAGUUGAACUGGAGUUUGCUUAUGAUACUUUUCUCCACCAUCAUCAAUGGUAAAAAACAAUUCAGUGUGAUGGAGUUAAUGUUACAUUCUCAUUUUCGUCUUCGUUAUCCUGUGGCAUGGUUUGGGUAGAAGAGCAGAAGAAUAAUGCCUGUAAAUUUACUUUCUUUUUAAUUUCGUAGUCUUGGUAAAGUUUUUAGAUAAACGUGCACUGAAAAUGUCCAAAUUGAGUUGAAAUGUUGUAGGUGAUGUAGGCCGAAAGAACACAAGAUUAAAAAGUAAUACUACUGUCUGAUUUUAAUGUUCACUGUGUUUUAUACAGUAUCGGAAAUUUUUGUUCACUUUGAACAUUUUUACUAAAAAAAAAAAAAAUUUCAAAUUGUAUUGUGCAAAGAGAUGUAAUUUUUGGAGUACUUGAAAUGCAUUAAUUAAAAGACUCAUUCAAAAAUAAAAUAGACCCCUGUUUACUGUCUGUAAAGUGUGCGCUCUUUGGUUUUUAUUGUUUGUUUGGUGCCGUUUUAGUCAUGAGUACUGAGAAUGAAAUCAGAGGCCACAGUUCAGCGCUUGAGACUUUAAAAUUUACAGCAGCUCGUGUUACAAACUGGUGUGAAUUUUGAAAGACAUGGGCCUUUAGCUGACAGGAAGGGUCUGAGAAAACUGAGGUUUACUAUGGAAACUGUUGGAUUUCAGUGCUUGUUUUUUUUUUUGUUUUUUUUGUUUUUUUUUGAAC